Molecule: messenger RNA, 3552 nt
Organism: Pimephales promelas (fathead minnow)
Lineage: Eukaryota; Metazoa; Chordata; Actinopteri; Cypriniformes; Leuciscidae
Source: RefSeq, a predicted model, not a curated record
CAUACACGCGCGCACUGACUCACACACACACACUCACUUCCGGACACGACUGUGCCAAUCCAGUCCUCAGUGUGUGUUUUAUCAUGCAGCUCGCGCAGACCCACCAGUUCACAGGACUAAAGGACUAAAGGACUGAACUUUAAUCCGCGCUCGAGAGAGACUCGUCAAAAUGGAUAAAGGAACGGGACUCCUUCGUCCUGUGAUUUUGUUUUUUGCUCUUGUGUUGUUCAGCGAGGGCCGUGUGGUGAAGGUGCCAGUCGGUCCUCUGGUGCAUGUCGAGGGACAGGCUGUCUCCAUCCGCUGCAACGUGUCCAACUACGAGGGGCCCCGGGAGCAGGAUUUCGAUUGGUCCAUUCUCCAGGCCGGUGGUACAGUACUCAAUCUCAUCUCCACCCUCGGAGGAUUCAUCAUGGACUCCUCAGUGAGGGACCGGGUCAACAGCGGGGACAUCAGUUAUGAGAAGCUGACCGAUAAUUCAGUGGAGCUCAGGUUCAAGAAGGUGCGAGCGACAGACAGCGGUGUGUAUCGCUGCGGCACCCCGAGCACAGACUCCGUCAUCAGCGGGAACUACCAUGCCGAUGUGGAGCUCAAGGUGAUCGGGGACAGUCUGAAGGUUUCUCCCGCCAUCCCCAAGUCCGCGGUGUCCGAGGGAGAACCCCUGGAGCUUCAGUGCAACGCGACGCGAGGCUUCACAGAGCACACUUUCCUCUCCGUGUCCUGGUCCCUCAGGAGAGGCGACACCGGCCCGCUCGAGGACAUCCUGACCUUCGGGCCGGAUGAUAAGAUCAGUGUCGGCAGCAACUACACGCAGCGCUACACGGACGGGGGGCUGCGCUUGGACCUUCGAGGAGGGGGAUUUUACGGACUAGUCCUGAAGAGAACGAAGCCGUCGGACCAAGGGCAGUACGUGUGUGCGGCCCAGGAGUGGGUGAGGCAGGGGGAAGAGGGAAGAAGAUGGAGGAAGAUCCUGGAGAAGUCCGAGGACAUGGGGAAGGUCGUGGUUACGCCCACAGAUCUGCAGUUCAAGGUGACCCUCACGGCCUCCGUGAACCCCCAGGCCUCCAAUGACCCCGCUGAACUGCUCUGCCAGGUGCUCGACCUCCUCCACCUUCAAGAUGGCCGCCUGGCCGUGACCUGGUCGUACUCCACAAUCACGCCAGGAGACGUGUCCCAGAAGAAGAUCGCGAUAGCCUCUCUGAAUGAGGAAGGAGCUCUGAUCCCUGGGAGCGAGUACAAGCCGAGACUGGACAGCGGAGAUAUAGCGGUGAGCAGGAGAGAGUCCAACGUCUUCGUUCUGCGACUUCUUCAGACUCGAGACGCAGACAUGGGCUCGUAUUCCUGCGCCGUGAACGCAUGGAUGCCCACUCGGCAAGCCGGAUGGGAAAAAGCGAAGGAGGUCCAGUCCACUCCUGUUUCUGUUCAGUGGACACCACAGAUUCCAGUUUUGCGAGUAGUAGCCCAUCGUGUGAGAGAAGCUUCAACCGGUGGAUCCACGUUUGAGAUGACCUGUCAGGUGACGGGCCAGAACCUGAGGAACCCCGGCUACACCGUUCUCAUCCGCUUUGAGGAGACCUUGGGAGGCAAGUCCCGGAAAGUGCUGUCGCUCAGCCAGGACUCGGUUCUGCAGUCGGAGGAGUGGAGCGAGCCGAGCCGGGUCGACAGCGUGGUUCUGGAGAAGACCGGGCAGCUGGAGUACCGCUUCCGCCUCUACGGGGUCCAGGUCACGGACCGCGGCUUCUAUUACUGCGACGUCACGGCCUGGACUCGGGAUCAGAAACAAGAGUGGAUCAAAUCCGUCAGCGCCGAGUCCAACAAGAUUGAGAUUGCCUUUGUACACACAGGUCCAGUGUUCAACAUAUCCAUUCAUUCAGAAGCAAACAAUGUGUUACCAGGAGACACCGUCCAGAUGAAGUGCAUCAUUUCCAUACUGAACGCUUCUCCUAACACUGGUGAUGUGGCGUUUGACGUGCGCUGGUUCCAGGACUCCGGCUGGGCCGUGGAUAACGGAGGAGUGUCGCUCGUGAGUAUGGACCACUGGGGGGUGGUGAAGAAGAGCUCCAACCACAGCAGCCUGGAGCGCACCGACCGCCACACGUUUGUCCUCAGCCUGCACAAGACUCAGGACAGGGAUGCGGGAGAAUACCACUGCAGAGCCACUCCCUGGCUCCUGUCCCCCGCCACUGGAGCCUGGAGCCGCGGGGAAGAACUCACCUCGACGUCCACGUUCCUCUCCGUACAGAUGCAAUUGUGGGAGUCUCUGAAGAUGCCGGUGGGAUACGGUGUGUUUGCUGCUGUGAUCGCUGGGGUGCUCUCAGUGCUGCUGGGUCUACUCGUCGCACACUGCUGUUUCUCCAGGAACCCCAUGCACACGCCUCGCCCCCGAAACAAGCUCAUGGACCUGGAGAUGGACUAAACCAGGCCUCCGUCCCCGACCCUGCCCAAAAACACUUCAACCAACUCUGGGACUGGAUGUGGAUAUGCACAUUGCUUAACACGAGACGGAGAACCUGAUAAAAUGCAAUCCGAGGAUUGAGCCACGGCUCCAUGUUCCAACUCGAGAGCAAUACACUUAUUAUUCUCAAGAAUAAAGCACUGACGGCCCCAUCCAAGGUUUUUUUUACCCCCUUGUAACUUAUAACACAUUCUGAUUGCUGAUAGGAUGAGAGCAUCGGGAAUGAAAACUGUCGUUCGGUACAAACAUGUGACUGCACUAUGACCAAGCCAGCGAUGUUUGAGUUUGUACAGUUGAUUUGAGCAAUUAAUAGGAAGGACUCUAAGGAAAGAGCCAGGAAUCUCUCAGUUAUGACUGUGGCAGAGACUGAGCUUUUAAACCGCUGCAGUCCCGGAGGAUUGGUGUGUCACGUCCACUGUGACCCUGCCCGUCUGUCAAGAGUUAUGAACCUAACAUGACUGAGCUUUCCUCUCAGCGGCGCAGCGUAGCGUUGAUCCACGGGAUGGCUGAUGGACGGCUGCAUCCGUCUGGGAUCCAGAAGGGAGCACUCGAGGGAACGGACCCAACUGACCGCCAAUCCCCGCUCGUCUUCCCUAAAGAACGCUUGUCUGGCAUUUCAAAGGCUCUGAUAACUGAUACCAACACACUGUUGGCAUUAACUGUUUCCUCACUCUCUCUUUCCUGCCCACAACAAUGAGAAAUAUCCGUAUCCAUCUCAGUUUCCUUGCAUUUUCCCCCUCUUGUCAGAAUCCACUCAUUAUGCCGAUUCUCGCGCUGCUGACCCGCACUGCCACUCCUCCUGUCUUUCUGAUAAGGGAAGUGUGUGUGGAGAGUUUCCAGCUCUUCAGAGACUCAUUUAUAGACCAAUGUCUCCAAGAUGAUUUACUUUUAUAUACAGUAGUUCUGUUAUGGAUAUUAAAAUGUUUUUUUAUUUGUCGCUUUAUUUUAAAUUGUGUGAAAUUUUAUGCGCUUUAACCAUCUUUUUUUUUUUUUUUUGCUAAGAGGAAAUAAGUAUUUUCUGUUGAUCAGUGACUCAUCCCAGUUUUCAAUGGCAAACCAACAAAAGUGUAUUUCUUAAUAAAACUAAACUAUAACACUGU